AUGUCAAUUAUCACUGGAGUCUGGAAAUAACUAAUCCCUCAAAAGCUUGACUAAACGUAACCUCAAAGUUAUUUAUAUAAAUCUUGAAAUAUCUCAUUACAAGCUUUUAGAUUUUUAAAGAAUUUAAAUAAUAUGGCUGCAGAAAUUCAAAAGAAAUUGCAAAAGGAACUCGAAGUGUUUAACAGUCUUCAAAAAGAAUAUCAAAAGGCAGUUUCGCAAAAGCAGCAAUUAGAUGGUCAAUUAAAUGAAAACAAAGCUGUGAAAGAAGAAUUAAUGCUAUUAAAGAAAGAUUCUGAGGUAUAUAAACUAAUUGGGCCUGUAUUAGUUAAACAAGAAUUGGAAGACGCAAGACAGAACGUAGCUAAACGAAUGGAAUACAUAAGCAAAGAAAUAAAAAGAACAGAUGUUCACAUCUCCGCAUUAGAGAACAAGCAAGAGGCAAUCCAAGAAAAUGUUAAUAAGCUUAGAAAUAAUCUUGGCAAUUUAAAAAUUGCAGCUUAAACAUGUUAAAAUAAACUUGAAUUAUAUUAUAACUAUUUAUGCUGUUAUUCUCACAUCAUUAUUUACCUAAUUUGGAGUUUCUUCUUAAACAUUUUCUUUCUUAAAUAUGUUAUGUAUUUUAUAUUAGCAUGUGAAGUAGGUACUUUUCUAAAAAAUGUUUUAAGUCAUCAAAAUCUAAAUUUGCCGUUUAUUUUUUGUUAUAUGAACCCUUGGUCUGAGUCAAAAUAAGGGGAGGGAGGGGUACCCAAGAAAAAUGAUCAUAUAAAACCAGUAACUAAACUGAUCAAUUCCUCUAAUGAUAAUGAAACAUAUACAAAAAGGUAUUUAAUAAAUUAAUGCAACUUAAAGAAAUUACAUUAUAUUUUCUGGUACAAUUUAUACCAUUAUUUAGUCUAAAAUUAAUGUUAAUAAUUUAAAUAAAACAUUUAGUAAUAAA
Pieris rapae (cabbage white) is the source of this 937-nucleotide messenger RNA. RefSeq names its product probable prefoldin subunit 6 (gene Pfdn6). The record is from RefSeq and is a predicted model, not a curated record. Gene Ontology annotation, molecular function: protein-folding chaperone binding. NCBI's taxonomy places the organism in Eukaryota, Metazoa, Arthropoda, Insecta, Lepidoptera, Pieridae. Bases 133 to 501 code for a protein of 122 amino acids. Gene Ontology annotation, biological process: protein folding; chaperone-mediated protein complex assembly. The transcript has a single exon. Gene Ontology annotation, cellular component: prefoldin complex; cytoplasm.